Arabis nemorensis is the source of this 753-nucleotide messenger RNA. The record is from the annotation of a GenBank genome assembly. NCBI's taxonomy places the organism in Eukaryota, Viridiplantae, Streptophyta, Magnoliopsida, Brassicales, Brassicaceae.
AUGUGCGUUUCGAAAACCCUAACGCUUCUCGUCGCGUACUCCGCCGUGGUUCUAACCAUCGGCGGUUUCGAAAGAGCCGUUGCUCAGACUCUGGGCGGAAACACCAAUAACGUCUACUCGCCUUGCUCCGACACAAGGAUCCAGAGAUCCGAUGGAUUCACAUUCGGAAUCGCAUUCUCGUCGCGUCCGUCUUUCUUCCUCAACCAGACGCUUCUUCUCUCUCCCUGUGACCGCCGACUUACCCUCGCCGCCAUGAACUCUCAGCUUUCUCUCUUCCGCCCUAAGGUCGACGAGAUCUCUCUCCUCUCUAUCAACACCUCCGCUUUCUUCCCGGACAACUAUGGUGGAUAUAUGGUGGCAUUCGCUGGUCGGAAAUAUGCUGCAAGGUCUCCUCCAGCUUUCAUUGCUAACACCACCUACAUCGUAACCAGUUUUACUUUGGUGAUGGAGUUCCAGAAAGGUAGGCUUCAAAACCUGUACUGGAAAAGAGACGGGUGUGCGUCGUGCAAAGGCAAUCCCAACUUUGUGUGCCUCAACAAGCAAGAUUGUGCUAUCAGAACACCAAGCUGCAAAGGUCGGGGAGGUACAGUGGACUGCAGUCUCGGGAUCCAGCUUGCAUUUUCCGGUACUGACAAACACUUGGCGGUUCUCAACUCGUGGUAUGAAGUGGAGAACCUUAAGCAGUAUUCUCUUUAUGGUCUGUAUUCAAACCUCAAGAGCUCCCUCACUAGUCAGUUCAACAAUUUCUUCUGA